UUCUCUGGCCUUCGCCUUCGAAAGCUUUAUCUGGUAAUCGAAAGACAAAUUGUAAACUUCAGGCUAGAAAUUACUCGAUUCUGUUCUAGGGUUUUAAUACUUCAGUUUUUUCAAUAGCUAUUAUUAUUAUCAUUAUUAUUAUUAUUAUUAUUGCGUGUUUUUAAAAUUUAUUUUUCUAUGUUAUGUUUUAUGAGUUUUGGAUUGAUUCUUUAUGGUGCCUUGAAUUAGGAAAAACAAGUGGCGAAAAAUCAUCCUUGGAAAGCUUCGCAAUUUGAGAUUUUGUUAGGGAUUUUGUUGUCAAUUUCGUGGAAGAGCCCUUUCUGAUUUAGGUUUUUUUGUUAUUUGGAUCUCAGGGAUUGCAUAAAGCAGGUUAAUAUCAUCUGGGGUUGAAUUUUACAGGCAAUCAUGUCAGUCACAGCCGGUGUCAGUGAUAUUGCUCUAGCUGUCAGGGACAAGCUUAGAGGUAAAAUUGGGCAAACUAAAGUUAAAAGGUAUUGGCCUGGCAAAGCACCCGAGUGGGCUGAUGAUGCUGAUGAAGAUGGGGAUAUCAAAAUGGCUAGGGCAGAUGCCCUGGAGAAAGCUUUUCCUACUCAGGAAGAUUCAGAUUUUGCUAGGAAAGAUGAUCCUAGACUGCGUCGUCUGGCUGAGAGCAGGAUUGAUAACCGUGACGAAGUGAGAGCUGAUCACCGGCGCAUCCGGCAAGCUGAAAUUAUUGCAACAGAAGAGGAGGAAACCCGGAGACAAGAAUGGGCAGAUAUGGAGGAAGAGAAUGAGGAAGCCUUGGAGGAAAGAAGAAGAAGAAUUAAGGAGAAGUCACGUCUGAGAGAGCAAGAAGAAGCUGCACUUCCGGCUGAAGAAGAGGAGGAAGAAGCGGAAGAAGAGGAGGAAGAGGAAUCUGAAUAUGAAACUGACUCUGAAGAAGAAACAAUGGGUUUGGCCAUGGUCAAGCCAAUCUUUGUGCCAAAGUCUGAGAGAGAAACCAUAGCUGAGCGUGAGCGGCUUGAGGCUGAAGAACGAGCUAUUGAGGAAAAGGAAAGGAGGAAAUUGGAGGAAAGGAAGGUGGAGACAAAGCAAAUAUUGGUUGAGGAGAUUCAGAAGGAGGAACUAAUUCAGAAGAAUUUGGAAAUGGAGGCAAAUAUUGCCGAUGUGGACACCGAUGAUGAAGUCAAUGAGGCAGAGGAGUAUGAGGCUUGGAAGGUGAGAGAGAUUGCAAGGAUCAAAAGGGAUAGAGAUGAUCGUGAGGCAAUGUUGAAGGAGAAGGAAGAGAUUGAGAAGGUGAGAAACAUGACAGAUGAAGAGAGGAGGGAGUGGGAGAGGAAAAAUCCGAAACCUGCCCCACUACCAAAGCAGAAGUGGAGGUUCAUGCAGAAAUACUACCAUAAGGGUGCUUUCUUCCAGAAUGAGCCUGAUGAUACUGCUGCCACUACUGGGUCAGAUUCAAUUUACAAGCGUGAUUUCUCCGCCCCAACUGGAGAAGAUAAGAUGGACAAAUCCAUAUUACCUAAAGUUAUGCAAGUCAAACACUUCGGCCGUAGUGGAAGAACCAAAUGGACGCAUCUUGUCAAUGAGGAUACAACUGAUUGGAACAACCCGUGGACGCACAAUGAUUCUCUUCGUGCGAAGUACAAUGGAAAAAUGGCCGGAAUGAAUGCACCUAUAAGUAGACCUAGAGGAAGCAAGAAGUUGAAGGAUUGGGAUGUGUGAUAAAUUUUGUCAGUGUAGUCGUCUCCAGCCCAAAUCAUUCUCGCUCCUGUCUUUAACUGGAGAUAUUAAAAGGGAUCUAAAUUGUGUAACUGUUGAAAUCUCUAGAUUCUUGGCAAUUAUUAUAUAGGUUCAUCAUCAUGCCCUUUUUGUAGUGUAACUUUUUAUCUUAAUCAUGGUGCAGAACAAGCAAUUAGGCAUUUUCAAUGAAUGAAUAAUUUCAUUUGCAAA
Molecule: messenger RNA, 1932 nt
Organism: Hevea brasiliensis (rubber tree)
Lineage: Eukaryota; Viridiplantae; Streptophyta; Magnoliopsida; Malpighiales; Euphorbiaceae
Exons: 2
Coding region: 406-1704 (432 amino acids)
Biological process (GO): mRNA splicing, via spliceosome
Cellular component (GO): U2-type spliceosomal complex
Molecular function (GO): RNA binding
Source: RefSeq, a predicted model, not a curated record